Molecule: messenger RNA, 8576 nt
Organism: Orbicella faveolata
Lineage: Eukaryota; Metazoa; Cnidaria; Anthozoa; Scleractinia; Merulinidae
Source: RefSeq, a predicted model, not a curated record
CUCUUUGACAGGUCUUCAAAUCUCAACCAAUCAGCGCGCGACUCACAAACAGCUUUUGUGGUCCAUUCAUUCGAGAGCGUUUCGCGAAACCAAAAUACACAAGGCGUUUGAAUGUUGGUGGGUUUUAUUGCGUUUAGCUCAGCAUUUAUUUUAUUUCUCUUGUUGAGAAUUCUGCGAUACUCCAGGCCGGUUUAAAGACAUCGAAUUUAUUAAGUUAAACGUGUUAUUUAUGCUGAUAUAGCGGCGGAUAGCUGUUCAGAGCUCCGGAACAAGAUAAAACUCUUACCGUGUCAUGGUCAUUCUUCCUUCUCGACGCCACUAACGGGGACAUGAUGACUCCUCUGGCUUAAAGCUUGCUUGAAAAGAUGAUGAAUUCCACCGAACAUUUUAAUAGGCCAAUACGCAUCACUUCCUUCUGGCUGUGCAGUUCUAGGGCGGCGAGCUGUGAUGCGCGUACUGUUUGGGGCUUUUUGGCAACGGGGAAGAACUCCUCAGGCUCUAUGAUGUCUUGCCUCUGCUGACGGUAGUUUUCUCGUAUUGCCCCAUUGGCUGCCAUCUGGAGAUAUAGUUUGGACUGAAUUAAAGUAUUCACGAUUUUGUUUGGCUGAUGAAAGUUAAUUUCAGGUCGAGGCUUCUCAUCUGACCCAGACGUAUCGGAACCUUAGGAGAAUUCUGACCAUGUUGUCGAACUCUGUCAGCCGGACUCAUCUUUCUUUUUGUAAAGUGCCUGGGGUCUUUGGUACGUGUCCAGAAUAUUUUUUUUUCUGUCUUCUAUUGCAAUCCUAGCACGUCUCCAUAUGGAAUAACGAGUUUUCUUCACAGUUAAGGAUGGCGAUUUUUCUUUUGAUGUUCAAUGACAAAUGUGCCCUGCUGUUGUGGUUUGCUCGAGUUUAUUUUCAUGGUAAAUAACUCGUGUGUUACUCUUGGAUCGGCUCUUGUGAUUUUAAGACUUUGAACUGUUGAAGCAAAAAAAACUCUGGCUGUUUCGACUGUAAUUCCUACAACGUUGGACGACUGGAAAUAUAUUUUAGCUGCCUGAAGAUAGUGUUGUAUCAUCUCAGUGAUGGGUUAAUGUGGAGUCGAUAUUUGGCCAAGGACGAACACAAAUACCACCCUCGGCCUUUUUAUUCGAUUAUUUUUAUCUGAAAAAAAUUAACGGAGUAAGUUACUAUGAUCUAAUUUUAACCUAUGUUUUAAUUCCUAGCUCUCUCACAUAACUCAGUUCACUGAAAUAGAUCAUUUGUUUCUAGUUACUAUGAGAUCUUAUUUUACUGUUGGAUAUGUUGACCAGAAGUAAUAAGUGGAAACAAAUUUCUUGACAUUAUUCAGUUAUCUCUUAGGUUUGACAGAUGAACUUAUGUUAGUGCUUUUAUAUCAUGUAAUGCCUUCGUGUGCUUCGAUUUCAAGAGCAGUUUGUGAUCUACAGGGAGCAUAAGGUGGUUCAUCCUGACUUGACGUUCUUUUAGUGUCUUGAAAAGGAAUGUGCUGUUUUAAACAAAAUAGAAGAGGUAUUAAGAACAUUGUAAAUGUGUCCAUGAUAUUCAACAAUACAGCAGCAUACACAAGAAGCAAGGCUGUCCACUAGAAAUGCCCGGGAGCCACAGGCGACUAACUUUGGCCUUUAGAUGUUUUGGUAAAUCCCCAUUUUCCUUUUUGUGGACUUUAGAAACUGGUGAGUAGCUGCACCCUUCUCAACAGAUGCCCACUCAUGACAGAAUUGUCGGGUUGCUUUUGAUGUUCUGGUGACUCAAGAAUUGGAUAAGUGGAGCUGGCAGAAGGACUUCUAGUGAUUUAUCUUCGCUGACAGCCAUCGGCCAUACCGCCCUUGUCCCGUCUUCUUCCCUUCUCGGCCACAGCCAUACUGCUUUUUGCGUUUGUGAUGACUAAACACUCGUCUUAGUGACCCUUAGAGAAAAAACCGGCUGCCAGCAGACUGUCUGCAACACCACGCGCAAUUACUUUUAAGUUCUUCAGAAUUGUGUGAUAAACUGAUUUCAAACUGGACAGGGUUUCUCGUCCAUGAUUACUUACAUGGUUGUAAAUAUCUGGCCCCAACCAAGAACACAGCGUAACAAUGGAGCUUAACAGGUUGUGGGGCUCCACUAAUCGGACUCUUAUUGCUGUUUCUCCAGUAAAGAACUUACUCCACUGCAUCCACGGGAAUGCAUCAAUGUCGUGAUAAAAAGGUGAAUCGAGAGCUGUAGAAGAAGAGCACAAUACAACUUUAUUUGCGAGGAAAUCAAGGGUAAUUCAUCACAUCACCCAGAAACAACAACACACUAUGUCGCAAGCCCUCUUCCAUCCUGUCCAAGGUACCAUAGAGUCAACACUGAAAAGAACCCGCUAAAUACGAACGAGGGAGACAGCGGGACAAGUAUGAAGAAUUAUAUUUCCGAAGAUUGAGUGAUGGUUAGGAUUUCGAGAACCUUCGUUAAAUCAAAGUCGAUUUAAGAUAUCUUGAGUUAGUGAACGAUCUUGCUUUGCCAACUGGAAACACCACAUCCAAUGUUUAUAAUGAUCCCGGUGAACGCCAUGUUGAUGUUGCAUUGAUGGCUAUCCUGAAGCGGUGAACGCCGACAAGAAUAUAUCAAGCUCGUUUGAUCUCAUCAUGGUCUCGCUUAGGACUUGCCAAACUAUAAACUAUGCUUCGCAUAAGCUCACCUGAUAUGCCACCGAAGCACAUCAUGAGCCAGAGAGAACUGGAAGUUCAAAAAUUUGUUCAGUCUGGUUGCUAUGGAGUGACGUCAUAAGUCAGUGUUGUAGCUAUCAUCAAGACGGAUUUGCGGUUUUAUACCACAGAGUUUGGCAAUUAGUUUAUCAGCUAUAAUAUAUAAUGUCGUGUGGAGAGAAGCAUGUUUAUUCUGAGGGGCUGGAUUACUAGGUUGACGUUUUAUGAGGGUGGAGUUCAUUUAACUGCGGGAAGAUUGCCUUCACUCAGAAGUGUAGGAUGGUUGACUUCGACAUUCCACGAGCUCAGCUCAUCGAAUGUCCAACAAGCGAUUCGAGGGAUUGCUUCCUCCUCAAUUCUAAGAUAUGCGGCAUUCCUUUGGCAUGUUUUAUGACGACCAGCCCGUUGGUUGCAUGCUUUCCCGACGAAUUUACGACGGUUCCACUCAAGGAGUUAACAAAUGGCACGCAUUUGGAUCAACGUGUUUACAAAGAUGUUGUCCCUAUUGCCUCUUCAUUCGGUGUUGUUUCCGCCAUUCUCCGCCAAAAGUGCCCGAAACCAGACGAAAUAGACACGUACAGCUGGUUGGUUGACACAAUUAAUAGUCUUAAGAUAGAGUCAAGACCAGACAUCAGCAAGACCAGUGAUCGCAAAGAUGAAACAACACUCCAAACGUGUGCAGACAGCACUACAAGUAGCUUCAGUGAUAUUACCUUAAGGUUACAACGUAUCCAAGAGGAAGACUGUAAACUGAAGACCGAGCUUGAAUUGGCAAUGUCGAAGUUAGAGUCCUUACGCGAUGAAGUUACUUCUAGUUCUAUUAAGGGUGGUCACUCGACGGAGGCAAAGGAGGUGGACGAUGUGUGGAACUCGUUGAGCGAUGUUUGCGACAGAUAUCAAGUGCAUCUUGCUUCUGUAAUCGCAGAUCGGGCUCUCAAACCUGAAGUGGCUAAAACGCUGAGCGACAUUGCCGAUCAGCUGAUGGAAAAAAAGGAACCGAAGGAGGUUUUGGAAAUCAUGUUCGGGGGCAGCGCCGGCAAGUUUUUUCAAUCCCUUCAAGUGCCUGAUUGGACCUUGCGGUACUUUAAGCUGCAGUCCAGGGUUCCAGACCAAGGCUGGCAGAUGUUGUUAACCAUAUCAAAGUUAGGACGAACCGGGAGGAAUAGUGACAUCCCUGUCCUACUUAAUAAGAACCAAAUUAAGGCUGUGAGAAAAGUAAUAUUAGGCCUCUACCAAAUGGAGCACCACAAGGGCGCCAGGUCAGUCUCUCUGCUGCUGUGGCUUGGGCAGCAAGGGAGACGAGACUACAUCAUCCUGAUCAGCAAACAUUAGAGCUCAACCUCAAACUUGACGGAAGGCCAUUUUUUUAGGAAUAGUGACAUCCCUGUCCUACUUAAUAAGAACCAAAUUAAGGCUGUGAGAAAAGUAAUAUUAGGCCUCUACCAAAUGGAGCACCACAAGGGCGCCAGGUCAGUCUCUCUGCUGCUGUGGCUUGGGCAGCAAGGGAGACGAGACUACAUCAUCCUGAUCAGCAAACAUUAGAGCUCAACCUCAAACUUGACGGAAGGCCAUUUUUUUGGAGGCAACAAGUCAUGAUUGGCAUUGUCCCAAUCAAUGUCCAUCAUGCUUCCAGCGAAAGUUCCAAGAGCGUCUAUCCCAUAGCAAUUGCUAAUCGCAAGGAAAACAGGAAAAAUGUUGAGGCACUGAUUAGAGAUCUUAAUGCCCAGAAGAAUGCCAUCAGAAAAAAUGGACUUACUGUUUAUGGAAGGCAUUUUCAAGUUAAAUUUACAGUUACUCUUGAUUACAAAGCUUUGAGUAUGCUCCUAAAGUGAAAAGAUGAUGAUGUCGAUGAAAAUGUAGAUGGACUUUGUGGGAGGGGGUUAGACACUGAAUGUUGUGUUUACUGCAAAGUUAUCCGGGGAUGUGCAUGUCCAGGGGUCCCGAAAGGGGAAGCUUGUGCUGAAUGCUUCCUAAAGAGCAAGGCAAAUAUAGGAGGUUGGAAAGGGCUAAGAGAUGACUUGCUCUUUCUUCUUGAAGAGGACCUUUGUGAUGUCAACCUAUGUGCUCUGCACUGUGAGCUUAGAAACACUGAGCAGUUGUUAAGGUCCCUGGGCAUGUUUGCUUAUGAGUGUGGGAGCCUUAAGGACUGUAAUACUGUUUUAGCCGAGUAUGGACCAGACAGCAUGAAUGGGAGAAACAGAAUCCUAGUUAAGGCAAAGGCUGGUCAGGAGAGUGGCAUUGAGCGCCACAACAUUCAAGUAGUAUCAUUCUCAGGGUCAACAGAACGCAGGUUUCUAGAGAAUAUAGAAGACAUUGUCAGCCGAUCACUUCCAUUGCAGAAACUUAAACUAUUUUUCAAUAACAAAGAUGUUGCGGAAACAUACCUGUUAAAUCAGGUAACAUUCUGCGAGGAGAUGAUUCAGGUUGAAAUCCUGGCAUCACUGUAUGCCUGAGCACUUCUGGGAUAUCCAACAAAUCAUUGCCAAAAAUAUGCAGAAGAUGAGACUAGUACUACGCCCAAUUGAGGGAUUCAGGGAGGUUUUUAAGAGAUUGGGGAACACACUCAGAGACAAUCGACAUCACAAAUACGGUUUUGCUUCAGCAGGAGUUAUGUUCGAAACUGGAAUCGUGGACAAGCAAGCAAAAAGAAGUUGUUUCCAAGCUGGCUAUUCUUCAGAAACAAAAACAUUAUCCCGACGAAAUCCAAGAUUAUGUUGCUGACUAUCAGCUUCAUGCCUACAGAACUGUCUUUUGUAACUGGCGUGAACUUGCCACGACGAUGAGGCACAAAGUAUUCGAUGAUGACAUGGAAGAAGAAAUCGAUGUCUUUGACUUAAAGUGCAAGGAAUUGGGAUUUUGCCUGAGAGACCUGUUUGGACUGGGCCUUGGCACUGGCGACUAUGGCCACCUAACCGUUGAACAUGCCUCAAUGCUCCUUCGGAAAUUCAGAUCCCUUCGUCACUAUAGCAACCAAGGUUUCGAGGCCUCGCAUAAACUUCAAAAGCAGAUAUAUAGUAGGGCGACUAAUCACGACGGCAGUGGUGAAGCCACUUCAUUGGACCAAAUCUUAACCCAUCAUUACGCUGAGAAGUUCUUGUUCUUAAGGCUGUGUUUCAGAAAUGCUAAAGAAUGCGCAAGAAAAGGGAAGAAAUUUUACUUCCGAGGAUGUGGUUGGGCUAACUGCAAAAGUACGAAGAAGUGGAGUGCAGCACACAAGCACUGGGUCGAGGUCGUGGACGAGCUUUUUAGUUUGUUCAUGGGCAAAGACCACUUAAGGUACGAGUACACGGAGGAUUUGUGCUGCAUUGUGGCGGAAGAUGGAGAUGAAAGGCUUGGGUACGAUGCCACCUGUUGGGAGAACGUUUUCAAGCAAAAAAUGAUCGAACGCAAGUGGCUCGAUAAUGAAACACCCUGUGCACGGAAGGCAAAAAAGAAGCGUAUCGCGAAAAAAACUCGGCGUAAAUUGUUCAACACCCGCAAAGGUAAAAAGAAACCUUCACGUGCUACUGUGGCUUCAUCGUCCUCUUCGGGCUCUACACGCACUGAGAAGUCGUCGCCUGUCCCAUGCAACAACCGUAAACGUAAAAAGUUAAGAUCAAAGACUUCACACAUGGCUCCUAAGCGAAAAAUGCCGUCAUCGACCUCCCCCAACACAAAUUCGCAGGAGUCACGAAUCCCCACAACUCGCCGGUGUCUAUUCGAGUUGUCCAACAGAAAACGGAGGCAGGCGUCAUCUUUAGAAACUUCAUCUCGCAAGCAUAAACCGUCAGCGACGCCACCAUCCCACCUGUCUUCAACAACCUUAGCCACUUCACUCUCACCAUCAGAUUCAUGUGGACUCGAGCCACUGACACCUUUGGUUACAACACCACCGGCCACCUCUGCAAACGGGCUGCAAUCUUCAACUCCCGUUGUCACUUCACCACCACCUCCUUUACCCAGUGCAAUCUCACCGUCAUGUUUGAGCAAUUCAACGUCUUGUUGCGAUGUGUUUUCUGCAAGCUAUUCAAGAGAACAACUAUUCACGUGUAACCUUCCCCCGGUUGACUGCAGUGCAACCGUGCGGCAAACCAUGCUAGUGAGGGUACCUGUGAAUUUUAUAUUCACUGAUGUGGCUACACUCGGAAAGCGCCCACCAAACUGCGUAGUUACACAGGCAGUCGCUCUCAUGGCGCAAACGAAGAGGGCUGACAAUGCAGCAUCGAAUACCGUCACCCUAGAAGAGGAAGACAGUACAGUAGACGUAUCUAUCGGCAAACUAGGUGUCUUCUCCAGAGCUGGUUUAGGACAGCUUGAAUGGCUCGUGGAGGUUGCGUCAAUGAGGUACAACGUCCAAGAAGAGAAGAGGUGGGUAAUGGAGACCCCAGAUAACUUGGACGAUCCAACAAGGAACAACAUCAUGCACUUGCUGAACAAAUUUCCUCUCAACCAUUUAGUUACAAAAGAGGGGAAAUAUUCUGUUGAUGUACGGGCUUUCAGCAAACUAGCUUUGGAGCGAUGCAUCGACGAUACUAUUAUUGAUGCAGCCAUAGCCAGAAUGCAGCGCCAGUACAAGUCAAACGAGUCUGUCCUGUGUCUACCGGCGCACACAAUAACCUGGCUCGACACUGGCGAUAGGAGCUUCAUCCACCAGUGUUUCCGAGAACGUUUACAAAAUGUAAAUCCUGGCUCACUCAAGUCUGUUCUAGUCCCUGUCAACAUGAACAACGUCCACUGGGGACUUAUGGUGAUUGACAUUAAAAGCAGAAUAGCUUAUUUGGACGAUGGCUUGAUGUGGGCAUCCCCAAGUAUCUCUUAUGUCCAUCUCAUCCUAAGAGAACUAAACACGAAGUUCCCAGACUGUGCCAAUUUUUGUUUAAAAGACUGGCUUGAGGUUAAAACGUUCAAGCGCUUCGGUAUGCCCAGGCAACCAACAGAUGGGACGAUCAUCGGAAGCGACAGCUGCGGCAUCGGGGUCAUUCUCUCGGCCCAAGAUUUUAUUCGAUCGGAUCAACCAGAAAGUGUUUCUCUGUCCUGGAGUUUUGACCAAAUGACUGUACACAGAAAGGAAGUCAUGAGACUCCUCUCCUAUGCGUGAUUUUGGGUCACCAAUGCCUGGACAAUUUUUUAAAACCAAAGAACUUUUCUUAAGGAACCUUAUUCAAUCGAACUUUUGUUCACGAGCUUGUUGUAUUUUGUUGUUGUUGUAAUCAAACGAGUUUAACGUAAGAAGCGAAGAUUUAAUUUCGAGUUUUGCCUCGUUCAGAAGAACAUUAUGAUAGAUAUUAAUAAUUCCAUGCAAAGAUACUAGAACAAAAGGUUGAAGAGUGUAAACUGCGUAUACUUGCUUCACAGUAUUGUCGGAAGAAGGAAUUGAGGAAGAUGUGUAUGCGUUAGGCGAAGGAAGAAGUUGCGUAGAGCCCCUUAAAUUGUGCGAAUGAACGUGAGCCGUCUUUGUGGAAAUUUGAUUAACGCAACUGAGUUGCGGCAAAGUUAUCGACGUCCUGAACGUCACCUAUUGCACUCCUUUGUUCUACUACAUGUAAGGUCUAUCAAGAGACGUGAGAAACGGAGUAGUGAAUUUUGAAGAAGAAAUGAAAUGCGAAGCCUUAAAUGUUUUAAGUUAAUAGUAUGGAGUGUCCUCGUAAUCAAGUCCUAGGUAUUUGUAGGUCAUAGCUUUCUCAGUACUUUGAUAGUUUGCUUUUUUAGCAAGUCGGUUUACUCCGUUGAAGUCGAUGACUUGUAGAGAAUUUAUCGUUCGAUCCGAAAAUAAGUUGUUUAAUCAUAUUGUGUGUACUAUUAUUGAUUUAGUUAAAACUUCGACGUAAUAACUUUACCCCAUAUCAAUAUACUGUUAGCGUUUCUGAGCUCGUUGUGUAAUCGACAGUUAUAGCAUGGUCGAAAAUCGUGUUCUGAUGUUUUUUUAGGA